AUGGCAGAGCCCAACACCAAAACUCUUGAAGCGAAAUGCUAUUGUGGCUCUGUUCACUUCACGGUCGAUGUGCCAGUUUCUGAGCUUCCUCUUCUCACUCACCUCUGUCACUGCAGCCUCUGUAGAUACUCGUCAGGAGCGCCAUGCGUCUUUCACGCAACGCUUCCAGACGGCGUAAAGCCCAAAUUCGUUGAACCGUCUACUCGAAACAGCAUGGCAAGCUAUCCCCUUGGUGCCAAUUCCUGGCCAUGGAUUUUCUGCCCAACAUGCGGCUCCCACAUCGCCUCGACUGGGCCACCCGAGAAUGAGUACUGGACGGUUUCCACGUCCAUCUUUAUAGAUAGUUCAGACUCUUUUGAUACGCGCAAGCACAUAUUCAGCGAAUCGACCAAGGACGGGGGUAUCGCUGAAAUGUUGACACACAUGAAAGGAAAGGGUUUCAUUGAUUGGAAUCCUUCACGCGAUAGUCCUGAGGCCCAAAUUGUUGAAUCACAGCCCGAAGUUGGAGAAAAUGGCGAAGAGCGUCUACGUGUCGAGUGUCACUGCAAGGGCGUCUCAUUCACUAUCCCUCGUCCAAACCAGAAAGCCAGGGAAGACAAAUACUAUUCCCAAUUUGUUUCUCACAGAGACGAAAAAAAGUGGUUGGCCACUUUUGAUGCAUGCGAUGACUGUCGACUCAGCAACGGUACUCACGUAGUUGGAUGGACAUUCAUCCCUCUGUCAGUCUGUGAGCCUCGUAUCAAAGAUGAUCUUCUCAUCGGCACAGCCAAGACUUUCAAAUCAUCAGACAGCGUUGUGCGAUCUUUCUGUGGUACUUGCGGCGCCACAGUCUUCUAUUCUCACAGCGAUCGAAGGCCAUCAGAUGACCAUCAUGUCGUCGAUUUGGCCACAGGCAUCAUCAGAGCGCCUGAGGGCGUCAUGGCAGGGAACUGGCUCACUUGGCGAGCACGGAUAGCAUGGGCUGAUAGUGGGAAGAGAUUUGACAAUGACUUUAUCGCAUCGUUCCAGGAAGGUAUGAGAAAAUGGGUGUUGGAGCGGGAGGGUGAGAUCGAGGAUUAUAACAUCGGGUGA
Fusarium pseudograminearum CS3096 is the source of this 1071-nucleotide messenger RNA. RefSeq lists its product as uncharacterized. Gene Ontology annotation, molecular function: carbon-sulfur lyase activity. NCBI's taxonomy places the organism in Eukaryota, Fungi, Ascomycota, Sordariomycetes, Hypocreales, Nectriaceae. The coding region runs from base 1 to 1071 and encodes 356 amino acids. The record is from RefSeq and is a predicted model, not a curated record. The transcript has a single exon.